UUUGGCCGAGGCAAGCGGGGCGCGACCCGAGAUAUUGUCGCCGCCGUUUGAGUUUUAGAGAAAAGAUUUAAUAUGAGAUUCACACGUCCUUAUGCGGGUACCUUGGCAGUGGUGCUCGUUGCUGUACUGCCUCUCGUAGCAGCUUCCAAUAACACAAACACCUCCGCAAAUCUGGGCAGUGAAGGCUCGGUGACGGUGUCAGUCAGGAAAGAAGGUGAGGUCGCUGGCCUUCUGCUCUUCUUUGGCGAAGGUCAAGAGGUCACGAUCAACGGAGAAGAACCUGAAACAAAAUGCAUCAGGAUUAGUAAUCAGCGGGAGAUUGAGGUCCGCGUCAUACAGGACGGGGUUCCUCAAGGGGAGCGCAAGAACCCCCAAGAACAACAGGAUGCGGCUGGGACCAAGCGUGAGGUUAUUGCGCACAUAGAGCUCAAGAACUGCCUGGAGGUGCUGAAUGAGGGCCAUAACAAGAGCGGCGUGUACACCAUCUCGCCUUACAAGCUCUGCCCCGAGCACCAGGUGGACGUCUACUGCGACAUGGACACGGACGGCGGAGGAUGGACGGUCAUCCAGAACAGAGACCUAUCGCAGGGGAAUUUUUUCCGGCCGUGGGUAGACUACGUCAACGGCUUUGGAGACCUCUCUCAGGAUUUCUGGCUCGGCAUCAAGCACAUCCACGCCCUCACGAGCCAGUCCCCCUACGAGGUGCGCUUGGACAUGACCGAUUUCGACGACAACACUCGAUUCGCGACCUACGACGGCUUCUCCCUCAGCGACGAGGCUCACCGAUACGACAUCAGCUUUGGCGAGUACUCGGGGGGGACCAACCCCGGCCCGGACAUCGAAAACUGUGCGAUCUUGUGGGAGAGCGUGUGGUGGUUCCGGAGCUGCUACACCGUGAACAUCGAGGACGAGGACCAGGAGGGCCCAAACAGCAAGAAGUGGCUGGAAGUCAUGUGGGGCUACUGGCGAGGCUACAACUACCCCCCGAAAAAGAGCGAAAUAAAGAUCAGGCCCAAGACAUAGGCAGCGACUGAGCUAUGGGGCUUUCUUUGGGGGAAGCACGCGAAAAGUGCUGUUGUCUUUUGAAUUAUUAAAGGAAGAGGGAUAUAGGAAUAGCUAGGAAUGAUGCAUACUGGGGGAAAAUUGCCUAAAGGAGGGGAAGGCAGAUUAGGAUCUUUAUUAAACCAGCGGGAUGAAGGGUGUGUAUGCUGAAUAAUGUGCUCAUGUACAUUAUUCAUAUACAUAUAUAUACACGCGUGUAUAUAUGUAUAUGGAUAUAUAUAUAUGUGUGUGUGUGUGUGUGU
This is a messenger RNA of Penaeus indicus, 1304 nucleotides long. Its product is annotated as fibrinogen C domain-containing protein 1-like. The record is from RefSeq and is a predicted model, not a curated record. NCBI's taxonomy places the organism in Eukaryota, Metazoa, Arthropoda, Malacostraca, Decapoda, Penaeidae. The coding region runs from base 73 to 1023 and encodes 316 amino acids. The transcript is spliced from 5 exons.